AUGUUGUCAGCCAGAGCUACGCGAUGGGCGAAGACGAGCUAUAACCACGGGGCGAUAAAUUGGUACGAUGCUGUGAAGAACCCACGAGGCGUGGUGGAAUUGAGCACUGCUGAAAAUUUUCCGAUGAUACCUGGUUUAGUCAAAUUCAUUAAUGGGCUUAGCUUCGACGAGUCACUCUGCGGAUAUGGAGAGUACUUCACAGGCACUUUGCGGCUUCGACAGGCCAUGGCGAACCAUCUCAACCAAUAUUUCGCGCCCGCGAAGCAGGUUGAUGCCGAGGAGAUCACCUUCGCGGCUGGGGUGACCCAGCUCAAUGAGGCUUGUGCGCUGGUCACCUGUAACCCGGAUGAGGGCGAAGCAAUUAUGUUAGGCGGGCCGGUAUAUGGCUCGUUCUCUCGUGAUUUAUGUAUGCGGACUGGUGUUGCCAUGGAGAUUGUUGCAGUAGGCGACACUGAUCAAUUCACACCGGCAUGUGUGGCGGCGUACGAAGCAGGUUUCGAAGCAGCGAAAAAAAGCGGCCGGAACAUCAGGGCAUUGAUGAUUUGCAAUCCCCAUAAUCCACUCGGCCACUGCUACCCGCGAGAAACACUCAUCGGGCUCAUGAAGUUCUGCGCGCGGAAGGGAAUUCAUUUGAUAAGCGACGAGAUCUACGCGCUCUCUGUGUACGAGAGGAGCGAUCGAGAGUUUGAGGUGUUCACUUCCGUGUUGUCUAUUGACACCGCGGGACUCAUCGAUCCCAACCUAGUCCAUGUUCUUUAUGGGAUGUCUAAGGACUUCGCUGCGCCUGGGACGCGCCUGGGAUGUGUGAUAUCAAAGAAUCGUGAAUUCACUAAUGCAAUCCGAGCCAUCUGUCGGUUUGCGGGCCCGUCUCAAUUUUCCAUGCAUAUUGCGGCCAGCUUGCUCGAGGAUCAAGGCUAUCUUCAAUCCUUCUUCGAGAAGUCGCGGGCUGGGCUGCUGAAAAGCCGUCUAUUGGCUGAAGCGCUCCUUUCCGAAGCUGGCCUGAAAUUUCACGCUGGUGGGAAUGGCGGGCUGUUCAUGUGGUUGGAUUUGAGCUCUUACCUACCCGUCAAAGAAACAAACGGGGACGGUUGGGCGGCAGAGAGAAUACUCGCGACGAGGAUGAUGGAUGCAGGUGUAAAAUUGUCAUCUGGUGAGACUUACCACUCUCCUGAGCCAGGCAGGUUCCGAAUGGUUUUUUCGGUCGAUGAGGGGACUUUAAAAGAAGGAAUCCGAAGGUGA
This is a messenger RNA of Xylaria bambusicola, 1239 nucleotides long. RefSeq names its product PLP-dependent transferase. The coding region runs from base 1 to 1239 and encodes 412 amino acids. The record is from RefSeq and is a predicted model, not a curated record. Gene Ontology annotation, biological process: amino acid metabolic process; biosynthetic process. NCBI's taxonomy places the organism in Eukaryota, Fungi, Ascomycota, Sordariomycetes, Xylariales, Xylariaceae. Gene Ontology annotation, molecular function: transaminase activity; pyridoxal phosphate binding. The transcript has 7 exons.